Molecule: messenger RNA, 648 nt
Organism: Strongylocentrotus purpuratus (purple sea urchin)
Lineage: Eukaryota; Metazoa; Echinodermata; Echinoidea; Camarodonta; Strongylocentrotidae
Exons: 4
Coding region: 121-648 (175 amino acids)
Source: RefSeq, a predicted model, not a curated record
GGGGAAGGUGAUCGCAUCGUACAAACUUCAAGAACCUGUAGGGUUACAUCCAACGAUGUGGAGAUUGUACUGGAGCACUUUUCAGAUGGAAUUCUGGCCUUCAUUAAAGACUGGUUUUCCAUGAGAGACAAACGAAUGUCCUUCAUGCCUUUUCUUCAAAAGAUUAUGCCACAGUGUAGGGAGAUGAUGCUCCAGUUUCGUAUGGUCAACAAACCUCAUGGAAACUCUUGGAGAGAUGUUCAUGUAAUCGGAGACCAGGCAGAAUAUCAACCCGUUAAAGAUGAUGACGAUGAGAUGAAUGUCAAAGAUGAUGAUAUGGCAGUCAUGUGCCAACUAAGUGAUAGAGCCACACUUACAGAGAAUGUCGAUGCAAGCCUCAUCCGAAAUACUAAGCAUACCGUCUACUUCGAUUUGGAUUUUAACGGGAAAGCAGAUGACCUGCCGGUUAAGCUGAAAGUGAUGCAGUCGAUGAUUACGAAGGACAUCAAGUUCAGAACACAUGUUCUUGCUCAUCGAGGAAUAACCGAGACAUCACCAGGAAAAAAAUAUUCCGCAUCCCCGAGACUGUCGGCAUCCACAUCAGUCGACAUUCCUCCUCAUGGUGUGUCAGCCGCAGCCGAUGAAGUUUAUACUUCUAAAGCCAAGUAA